This is a messenger RNA of Solanum stenotomum, 2407 nucleotides long. RefSeq names its product putative wall-associated receptor kinase-like 16. The transcript is spliced from 3 exons. Bases 16 to 2175 code for a protein of 719 amino acids. Lineage: Eukaryota; Viridiplantae; Streptophyta; Magnoliopsida; Solanales; Solanaceae. Gene Ontology annotation, molecular function: polysaccharide binding; calcium ion binding; protein serine/threonine kinase activity. Gene Ontology annotation, cellular component: plasma membrane. Gene Ontology annotation, biological process: protein phosphorylation; cell surface receptor signaling pathway. The record is from RefSeq and is a predicted model, not a curated record.
AUAUCAUCCAUUACCAUGCAGCAUAAGCAAAUUUCUUUACUUUUUUCUUUUUCAAUGUGUGUGCUAAUCUUGAGAUUAGCCACAGCCCAAAACACCUCCAACACAAUCACCAAAGCUGCUAACAUCACAAAACCAGGAUGUCCAAGAAAAUGUGGAAACCUAACAGUUCCAUAUCCAUUUGGAAUUGGGUCAGGUUGUGCCUUAGACCCCGUGUUUGAGAUCCAAUGCACCGUCACAACACCCUUCAUACAUGACAGUGAAGUCUACGACAUCUCUGACUCAGAAAUACGUAUACGUAAUUAUGUAGGCCGGAGUUGUUACUCAUCCGAAGGAACACUUUUACUCCUAGAUGAUUCUCCAUUGAUGGAGUUAGGAGACACAGACCCUUACAGUUUCUCAGAUCUUAACAAACUCACCGUCGUUGGUUGUGAUGAUUUGUCUUUUUUAUCUGGAUCUAACUUCGCUAUUGGAUGUGGCUCUUUCUGUACUGAUAAUUCUAGUCAUGCUGUUAUUGAAGGAACAUGUAAGGAUGGAGUUGGUUGUUGUCAAUUAGAAAUACGAAAGGGGAUUAAAUAUUUCGAAACAACAAUAGAAUCCAGAAAUAAUCAUACAGGAGUUUCGUCUUUCAAUCCAUGUGGCUAUGUGUUCCUUGGUGAGGCCAGUCGUUUUCAUUUCCGGGGAUUGAAGGAUCUAAAUGAUACAAAUUUUGUAGAGAGGAUUAAGCAUAAUGUCCCUAUCGUGCUGGAUUGGACCAUCGGAAAUCUUACUUGUGUUCAAGCACAGAAACGCAAAGAGUAUGCUUGUCUAGUUAAUAGCCAGUGUGUGGAUUCCCACACUGACAUUGGUGGAUAUCGGUGCAGGUGUAACCCGGGAUAUGAAGGCAAUCCAUACAUCAGGCCGGGCUGCCAAGAUAUUGAUGAAUGUGCUGAUUCAAGUACCAAUAUGUGUGAACAGAAUUGCAUAAACACGCCCGGAAACUUCACUUGUUCCUGCUUAAAAGGCUACACUGGUGAUGGCAAAAAGAAUGGUCGUGGCUGUAUUGCACCAAACUCGAACUCUGAGUUCCCAUGGAUCAAGUUUUCUAUUGGUAUGGGAGUUAGCUUUAUAUCCCUAGUGGUUGGGGCAAUUUUGCUCUAUUUCUGUAUCAAGAAACGAAAACUCAUUAAAAGUAGGGAGAAGUUCUUCCAACAAAAUGGUGGUUUACUCUUGAAACAACAAAUCUCCUCUAUCAAGGGUGGUGUGGAAGCGACCAAAAUAUUUACAGUUGACGAGUUGAAGAAGGCUACGAAUAACUAUGCCAGUGAUAGAAUUCUUGGUCAUGGUGGAAAUGGAAUCGUAUACAAAGGUAUACUACCUGAUAAAAGCAUAGUUGCUAUUAAGAAAUCUAAGUAUGUGGAUGAGAAUCAAGUUGAACAAUUCAUCAAUGAGGUAAUUAUUCUUACUCAAGUAAACCAUAGAAACGUCGUUAGACUCUUUGGAUGUUGUUUGGAAGCUGAAGUUCCCUUACUGGUUUACGAAUAUGUUUCUCAUGGAACUCUUUUUGAGCAUAUCCACAACCAAAAUGGAGCGCCUUGGUUAUCUUUGCAAAAUCGGUUGAGAAUUGCUUCAGAGACUGCAAGUUCACUUGCUUACCUUCAUUCAUCUGCAUCCAUGCCAAUAAUUCAUAGGGACGUCAAAUCUACCAAUAUAUUAUUGGAUGAUGUUUACACAGCAAAAGUUGCAGAUUUCGGAGCUUCAAGAUUAGUCCCUCUUGAACAAACACAUGUUGCUACAUUGGUUCAAGGAACGUUAGGGUACUUAGAUCCUGAAUAUCUCCACACAGGUCAAUUGACAGACAGAAGUGACGUUUAUAGUUUUGGAGUAGUUCUUGCGGAACUUUUAACAGGGAUGAAACCUAUUUUGAGGGGAACAAGUGACGAGGAUAAAUGUUUGGUGGAAUAUUUUGUAUCGUCGAUGAAAAAUAAUAGCUUAUUUCAAAUUCUUGAUGAUAGAGUUGUAAGAGAAGGAGGUAUUGAGCAACUUCAAGAGAUCGGUGAGCUCAUCAAGAGUUGCCUUCACUUGCACGGGGAAGAUAGGCCUACGAUGAAGGAAGUGUCUAUGGAACUUGAGAGUUUAAGAAAGUUCACUAGCCCUUGGACUAAUGCAGACGGACAUGAAGAUCAGAAUGAAGUUUAAGUUUGGAUUAAUCUUCAUUAGUACCCAAUACAAAUAUCCCGCGGUGAUCCAAAAUAAAAUGUCAAUAUGAUAAUUAGUGGGGAUAUAUUUUUCUGUGUAUUGUAAGUUUCAUUUCUGGCUAUCUUUAAUUAAUUUCAUAUUGGAUGUUCUUAUGUACUAUAUUUUCUUUUGAAUUUAAUCAUCAAUAUAUUGCUCAUUCCUAUAAGAUUACUCCUUCGUUUACAAGUUGAAG